GGUGUCUGACUGGUUGUAUUGUUUGUGUUUGAAGGAAAGACGCUUAUAGCGCCGAAUUUCAUUGUUGGCGUAUGAAAUAAAUAUAUUUUGUGCAGUGCAGAAAAUCACUUUCGGCCGAUAUGACUGAAGAGUUGGAGAAGCCACCUCCAGCUAUCUUGAAGCUGGCGAAAAUGAAGUUCGUUUUGACCCUUCCCGAGCACCGGCUGGACAACGCCCUGCGAGCGCAGCUGCUGGAAGGCAUCGUCAAGGAGAACAUGGCCCCCUACUAUAAGACGGUCUGUGCCGACCUCGGCUGGCCGGUCGACGAGGACCUCCUGAAGAAAAUGAGCGCCGCCUACGAGGAGGAGCUCGCCAGGUUCGACGCGAGGGACGGGAUCGAUGACGAGGACGACCACUCGUCGGGCUGGCGGGACAAGCUGGACUACCUGUGCUCCAUGGGGGACCGGGAGGGCGCGGAGCGGCUGGCCGGGAGCAAGCUGGGGGACCGGGCCCUGUCGACGCGGUCGCGGCUGCACGCGUGGUUCGCGCUGUUCCGCUCCGCCCUCCUGCACGGCUGCGACCGGGACGGCAUGCGGCAGGCCGUGGAGGGGGCGGAGGCCCUGGUGGCGGGCGGGGCCGGCGACUGGGGCGCCAGGAACAAGCUGAAGGCGUACCGGGGCCUGUACGCCCUCGCGGUGCGGGACUACGACGCGGCGGCCCGACUCCUGCUCGACUGCGUGCCGACCUUCGAGUCGCACGAGCUGGCGUGCUUCGAGGACGUGGCGCGGUACGCGACGCUGGCGUGCAUGCUGGUGCUGCCGCGCGGCGAGCUGGCGCGGGCCCUGGCGCGGAGCGGCGAGAUGGCGCAGGCACUCGCCGACCGCUGCCCGGCGCUCGGCGAGUACUUCCGGUCGCUGCACGAGUGCCGCUACGCCGACUUCUUCGCCAGCCUGGCGGGCGUGGGGGCGGAGAUGCGCCUCGACCCGCUGCUGCACCCCCACUACCGCCAGUACGUGCGCGGCAUGCGGCUGCGCGCGUACGACCAGUCUCUCCGCGCGUACAGCUCGCUCGGCCUGCGCAGGAUGGGCGAGACGUUCGGCGUGAGCGAGGACUUCGUGGAGCGGGAGGUGGCGCGCUUCGUGGCGGAUGGGCGGCUGCGGUGCCGGAUCGACAAGGUGGCGCGGGCGGUGGUGACGCAGUUCUGCGGGGCGGAGUGCAGCGAGCACGGCGACGAGGUGGCCGCCUACUUCUCCGGGGCCGUCCACGACCGCGAGGUCAUGUACCAGAAAAUUAUCAAACAUGGUGACAAUGUCCUGAACCGCACUAAGAAGCUGGCGAGGGUUAUUGAUUUUUAAGCUGCCCAAAUUUAUAAAUGUUACAAAAAGAAAAGAAAAAAAUUGUAGAAAGUUCAUGAACAGUAUGUCCUUUCAUUGUAAUACAGGUUUUUAAGUCAUUUGUGCAUGUUUGCACAAAAAUGUCUUUGCCUGGUUGUUCAAAAUUAUUCAAAAUACAAAUUUAAGAAUUAUUGUCAAAUUGUUGUAUACUUUAACAAAUAUGUUAACAUUAUAUGUUGCAACUACUUUUAAGUUAUUUUCUUUGUGAUAUGUUUUAACUGAAGUUCUUUGUGUUGUUAACAAUGGAAAUAUUUUAAGUAAAUUAAUAGUUACCUAAUUUUUAUUACUUUCUUAACAAUUCUUGCUACUAAAGUGUACAUUUCAGUAAACUGUGAUAAGCUUAAUAAAAUAUGUUACAUUAUCAAUUUUUAUAAAUUCAAUUUAUUAUACAACUUGUGAAUUCUUUUCCAAGCAUGUAUGGUGCUCCCAAUUUGCUCGAAAUACUAAGGAAUUUGAUGGAUGAACAAAUGCAUUAAUCAUGAUAAAGUUAAAUAUAUUAAAUAUUAAAACAAAUAGUAUACCACCAUAUAAAAUGGAAAAGAAAAAAAAUUGAAUAAAAUGUAGGUAUAAUUGAAGGGUGCCACAUUAAAACAUUGUUGAUGCCAUAAUUUGAAAUAUAAAUUUUUUAUUUAUGUAUU
Messenger RNA from Bacillus rossius redtenbacheri, 2011 nucleotides. Its product is annotated as 26S proteasome non-ATPase regulatory subunit 6-like. The coding region runs from base 120 to 1334 and encodes 404 amino acids. Gene Ontology annotation, cellular component: proteasome regulatory particle. Lineage: Eukaryota; Metazoa; Arthropoda; Insecta; Phasmatodea; Bacillidae. The transcript is spliced from 2 exons. Gene Ontology annotation, biological process: proteasome-mediated ubiquitin-dependent protein catabolic process. The record is from RefSeq and is a predicted model, not a curated record.